CUGGUCACGUGACUCCCGCACAGGCCUGCCGUCUGUUGUCAGCGGACGGAGAGGGAGGAAAGAACAUGGCGGCGACGAGCGAUCUGAAGCGGAGCGCCGGGCGUUCGUUUUGAGCUUUCUCGCGUUAACCGAGACCGCGGCUCCGCGGGACUAGUGCAUCCUCACCCGCGCGGGAUCAACUUUGCAGUGGUGCCCGAAAUUCCGGGUUUGGUGCGUGUAAAGUGCAGGCAAAACGCGAAACUGAGGAGAAUAGAUUUGUAUCCAUAAUGAGGGGGAGACGAGGCAGGCCGCCCAAAGCGCAGCUAAUGCAGGAGCCCACAACGGGGCCGGUGCGCGGUCUGAGACCCCGCCGGGGCUUGAGGGCGAAGCCGAAAGGGACCUGCGAUGAGGAUUAUGUCACCCCUAAACGGGGGACCCAUCAUCAUUCAACACGAGGCCGGAGGAAAGCGCGAUCCGCGGCAUCGAGGGCCAGAGGAAGAGGCAGGGGAACGGCCAGAGGCAGGGGGCGGCGGAACGCCGCGAGCGGGGUGGUUUACGACGACCACGAGAGCGACGAUGAGGAUGAAGAUGCGGUCAGUUUGAGAUCGGACGAGGAAGAAUACAUAGAGGAGCGUCUGACGGACGAAGAGGAGGAGGAAGAAGAGGAGGAGGAGGAGGCCAACGACGAGACCGACUACCUGGAGGAACUGGACGAUUUGGUAGAAGACGAUGCCAGUUACUGCACGGAGAGCAGCCACGGCAGCAACGCAGUAGGUCGUAAAAGACCAAGACCCAGGCGACCACCUUCUCCUAUUCUGGAGCAGAAGGAGAUUCCUACUCUGCAGCUGCCCAGUUCCUCCGAGGACAUUCUCAUUCCCAACGAGCAGCUACUCAACGCUUCGGCUAUUUACGAGGUCCUUCGCAGUUUCUGCACUGUCCUGCGUCUCUCUCCGUUCCGUUUCGAGGACUUCUGCGCCGCUCUGGUCGGACAGGAGCAGUGCACGCUGAUAGCGGAGACGCACAUCUGCCUGCUCAAGGCCAUCUUAAGGGAGGAGGACACCUCCAACACCACUUUUGGACCAGCGGACCUCAAGGACAGCGUCAACUCCACACUCUACUUCAUCGACGGCAUGACUUGGCCAGAAGUGGUGCGUGCGUAUUGCGAAAGCGACCCCGAGUAUCACCACGUGCUCCCUGACCUGGAGGGUGAAGACUAUCCGUUCAGCCCGCUGGAGAGCAAAGUCAAGGUCUUGCAGUUCCUGGUGGACCAGUUUCUCACCACCAACCUGGCCCGCGAGGAGCUCAUGUCCGAGGGCGUCAUCCAGUACGACGACCACUGCCGGGUUUGCCACCGGCUCGGCGACCUGCUGUGCUGUGAGACCUGCUCGGCCGUGUAUCACCUGGAGUGCGUGAAGCCUCCUCUGGAGGAGGUGCCCGAGGACGAGUGGCAGUGUGAGAUCUGUGUGGCACACAAUGUGCCCGGCGUGACAGACUGUCUGACCGAGUUCCAGAAGAGCCGGCCGUACAUCCGGCAGGAGCCCAUUGGUUACGACCGACAUCAAAGAAAAUACUGGUUUCUCAACAGGAGGGUUAUUGUAGAGGAAGAUGAAAAUAAGCAGAUCUGGUACUACAGCACUAAAGUCCAGCUGGCUGAGUUGUUGGAGAUUCUGGAUAAAGACUACUGGGAGAAUGACCUCUGCUCUGUGCUGGAGGAGAUGAGAGAGGAGAUUCACUCUCACAUGGACAUUACUGAGGAGCUCACUAACAAGGCCCGGGGGAAUAACAAGGCAUACCUCACCGUUGCCAACGAUGUGAUCCUGGACCGUCUGAAGACCAAGCAGGAAGCGGAGCUUGAGGAGGUGAAGCGACGAGUGGCAGAGGAGGCCGAGAGGGCCAGACUGGAAUCUAAAUCUGUGGCUGGUGAACCAGCUGCGGCCGAUCAGAUGAACUCGAACGGAUCAUGUCCACAACAGGACUCCAGUAACGGGAAUGCAACGAAUGAGCAAACUUCUGCAGAUGCCUCAGUCUCAGCUGUCCCAACUGGUGAGGUGGGCAGCACUAAUGUUCCUGAGCUCGCUGCAUCCAGCUCGGCCAUACCGACUAAAUCUGACUCCCAGAAUCCCACGGGAAAUGCCGUGACAUCGUCUUCCAGUGGUGAGGAGAGAGGGGAAGGGACUGAAGGGGUGAAAGAGUUGGCAGUUAAGAGCUCAGAGUCUGCUGGUCACGGAGAAGGAGAUUCUGUACUAGAGACUGAACCUGCACAAACAGCGGAUGAGAACAGCUGCAGCAGUCAUUUCUCCAUUUCUGAAUGCCUGCGAGGUCCAGAAGAGCCUGACCUGGUGGACCGGUCCUCACAGUCUUCUCUCAACAGCCAAGACGAUACAGGCGAGGGUAAAGCUAAUGGAGAUAGCGGCAAAACAGGAUCGUCGCGCAUGAUUACACGACUCCGAAACCCUGAUAGCAAGCUAAGCCAACGCAAGGUCAUGCAGGACAAAGAUGGCAGCUCUCAAGAUGGUAGCAGAGCACUUAAAGAGACUCCUCCACUGUCAUCCUUCGGCUCCUUUAAGAGAGAUUCAAACAAGAGCAGUGGCUUUUUCAAACUGGGCCAAGAGGGUAAAUUUCGCGUCUACCACAAUCAGUACAGCACUAACACACUUGCACUGAACAAGCACCAACACCGUGAGGACCACGACAAACGCAGACACCUCUCCCACAAGUUCUGCAUGACCCCUGCUGGUGAGUUCAAGUGGAACGGAUCACUGUACGGCUCCAAAGCCCUGACUGUGUCCACACUGAGAUUAACCAUCAUCCAGCUGGAGAACAAUAUCCCUGCUCCGUUCUUGCAUCCCAACUGGGCGUCACAUAGGUCAAACUGGAUAAAGGCUGUCCAGAUGUGCAGCAAGGCGAGAGAGUUUGCUUUAGCUUUGGCCAUUCUGGAGUGUGCAAUCAAACCAGUGGUCAUGCUCCCUAUGUGGAAGGAUUCUCUGGGUCACACAAGGCUUCAUCGCAUGACCUCUGUGGAGCGGGAAGAGAAGGAGAAGGUGAAAAAGAGAGAGAAAAAACUAGAAGAUGAAGAGACUAUGCAGCAGGCCACAUGGGUGAAGUACACUUUCCCCAUCAAACACCAGGUGUGGAAGCAGAAGGGUGAGGAGUACAGAGUAACUGGGUAUGGAGGCUGGAGCUGGGUGAGUAAGACGCACGUCCAUCGCUUUGUCCCAAAGCUACCUGGAAACACCAAUGUCAAUUACCGGAAAGCACUUGAGGCAGCUAAAACGGGAAUGGGCAAUCAGGCAGUUCUCCCAGAAAUACCAAAAACUUUGGUUAAAACAGAUGAAAUUUCAUUUCAAAAUGUGCCUGAAAAGGAUAACGUCCAGGACACGUCACUGGAUUCUUCUGAAGAAAAGCUACCUGUGGAGAAAGAUCCCAUGUUAAAAGAUGAAGAACAAAAUGAAGAAAAAGAGAAUGAAACGGCUGAAAAAAAGUGUGCUGAGAAAAAUGAAUCUGUGGAAGAAAUGGACACCAGCUCACCUAACUCUGUAAAUGAUGAAGCAGCUAACAUCACAAAUGCCUCAUCCGAUGACUCUCCUUUGAAAGGAGAGCCUUCGGAUAGAGAGGUAAUGAAGGAUAGUGCUCUGAAUCAACCCCAGCAAUCCUUCUGGCAUGAUGUUGUGAAUGUCAGUGACGGCUUCUUGCUACGCACGGCAUACAAGAAAAGGAAGGCAUCAAAACUUGAUGGACUUUUGGAGAGACGGGUCAAACAGUUCACCAUAGAAGAGAAGCAGAGGCAUGAGAAACUCAAGCAGGCCACCAAUUCUAAACCCUUGACUGAAAAGAUAAUGGAAAACAAGGAGACAACCUUUGCUGCUGAAGACCAAAAGGUCAAGAUUGAAGGAACUAUCUCUGAAACUCCAAAGUCUAGACAGACAGAGGGGGUAGCAUGUCUAGCAAUCCAAGAAAAAGACAAUGUGGUCAAAAAGCUUGAUUUUAAUCAAGAGGAUGAACAGGUGAAGACAAGCAUUUCAGGACAGAAGAACAUCCUGGACGUCAGAUUAAAUGACUUAGUGUGUGACUUAGCCCCUAAAGAACAUCAGCAGAAGUUGCCAGAGCCAGAACCUAAGACCACCAGUAGGGUGGCAAUGUCUGAGCUUAAUGGAAUCUCUCAAAGUCUGGAUCAAAGCUUGAACGCUAAACCUGAUAAAACCGUUACAGAAACUACAUGUCCGCCUGAAGACUCUGAGAGAAAGGACGUCAUUGAAAACAAUGAGAAUGACCUAGAUGUAAAGAGAACAGUGCCUGUGCAAGUAAAUGGGAAGGAUGGUCUUGUUGACACGGAAUGUAAGAAUUUGACUGAUAAUGUUAACACAAAGGAGCUAACCAAUACGGUUGGGGAGGAGAUUAAAGCAAUAUCACCAAAGGAACCAGUGAAGUCACUAAUGAAUGGUGACGCCACUCAAGAGUGUCUUAAAGAAUGGACUAAUAGCACGCUUCCUCAGGUGAGUUCGGAUGAGGAGAAAGGAGUUACCACGCUUGACCCAGAUUAUCCACCACCUCAGAAAGUGGCCAAGGUGGAAAACAACAUCGAAGGACCUGUAGACUCCUCUGUUAGUUCCUCUGUACCCGAACAGUCUUCUGUAGCUUCCGAGCCAAAUGCAAGAUCUGAGGUGCCUAGUCAUAGCUCAAAGGUGGAGCCGAUGCAAGUUGAGGAGGCAAAGCCUCCUGUUCCUUCACCCAUCCCUUCAGCUGAAGAGUCCAGCUUAAGCAGUGACCUCACUGAAAACAGCAGCAGCGUUAGCGAGACUACGACUGUCAUUACACAAGUCACCACAACUACAACCACAGUAUCCACAGAGUCUCGUAUGGUGUUGACCUCACGUGACAGUCUUGCUUCCAAUAACCGGAUCAGUACAUCUGUACCAUCAGAUUCUAAUGUGGAGUCUACCAGAUCGGUUUCGACACUCUCCUCUACAUCUACCACUACUGUUACCAAGGUUAUGAACUCAUCCCAGGAAGCUACUCUAACAAAAGAGUGCAAGACCACGGUCACGAAAACACUGACUGAUGCCAUGUCUAGUCCUAGUGGUUCCACUGUAAAAUCUAUGACAGUAAGUCACGAAUAUUCCACUAGGGACAGGGUACGACUGUUAAAGUUCUCUCAUAUCAAGAAAACAAGGUCCGGAACAGCCUUGCCCUCGUACCGCAAGUUUGUGACCAAGAGUAGCAAGAAGAGUAUCUUCGUGCUUCCCAAUGACGAGCUGAAGAAACUUGCAAGGCGCGGUGGCAUCCGUGAAGUUCCUAUCUUUAAUUAUAACUCCAAGCCAGCUUUAGACAUCUGGCCCUACCCAUCCCCACGACCAACAUUUGGGAUCACAUGGAGGUAUCGUCUCCAGACGGUGAGAUCUUUGGCUGGAGUGAGCCUAAUGCUACGGCUACUUUGGGCCUGCCUCAGAUGGGAAGAUAUGUCUGUGAAACCCUCACCCACAGGAGGAACAACACGAACAGAGACAUCUGACACUGAUAUCACCACCACUGAGAUCAUCAAGCGGAGGGAUGUUGGUCCUUAUGGCAUUCGUUCUGAGUAUUGCAUCAGGAAGAUCAUUUGUCCCCUUGGGGUGCCUGAGACUCCCAAAGAAACUCCCACUCCUCAAAGGAAAGGCCUUCGUUCAAGUGCUCUGAGGCCAAAGAAGCCAGAACCAGCUAAGCAGACUGGGCCUGUUGUGAUCGAAACCUGGGUGGCCGAGGAAGACCUGGAACUCUGGGAGAUUCGAGCCUUUACUGAAAGGGUUGAGAGGGAAAAGGUACAAGCAGCUGACCCAACUAAGGUUAGUGUGCAGAAGAAAGCAGAGGAGGUCAAGGCCCAAUUGGAAGCUCAGCUAAAGCAGCAGAGAUUGGCAGCCCAACAGAAACGGCUGGAACAGCAGAAACCUAGCAGUACCAACAACACAUCCACCUUGACCAGCACUCCUACAACCCCUGGGACCACUACUCAAAAGGUGGUGGUGGGCUCUAUUAGCGGUCAGGUAACUUCAGCGCCAAAAGUUAUAAUGACCACCAAGUUGGGCUCUCCAGUGACAUUCCAGCAAAACAAGAACUUCCAGCAGUCCUUUGCUUCCUGGGUCAAGCAGGGCCAACAAGGCAACUCAGUCUCUACCAGUUCGGUUGUGACUGUGGCGGCGAGUAGCGCCACCACGUCUGGGCAAACGUUCCACAUCGCUGCUGCAGCGGGGUCGAUGGCCGGCAGCGUCAUCGCUGCUAAACUACCUGUUCCAGCCAACAGCAAGAUAGUCACAGUGAACGUGCCAACCACUCAAGGAGGCUUGGUGCAGGUACAGCAGAAGGUGGUGGGCAUCAUUCCAUCAAGCACAGCGGGCACCGCACAGUCCUUCCCUGCAUUCCAGCCGCGUAUGGCCACCAUCAACAUCAGACCCAACACAACCACCUCCACGCAGCAGGUCCUUACGACUGGAACCGCCCUCCGACCAGGGAUGACUGUGAUACGCUCUCCUCUGCAACAGACCACCGCCCUGGGCAAGACUAUCAUUCGCACGCCCCUGAUGGUUCAGCAAGGUCAAGCACAACAGACAGUGCAAACGAGUUCAGGCGCUCAGGUGGUGGGUACUCCUCGCCUUUCCACACCAAACCAAGCCCAAACCCCACAGACACCCUCUUCUCCCCGGCCACAGCAGGGUCAGGUCAAACUCACUCUGGCCCAGCUCACACAGCUCACUCAGGGGACUCAGGGAGGGAACCAGGGCUUGACGGUUGUGAUCCAGGGCCAAGGUCAGACCACCGGCCAGCUGCAGGUCAUUCCUCAGGGGGUGACGGUCAUUCCGGGGCCCGGUCAGCAGCUCAUGCAGGCAGCCAUGCCCAAUGGCCAAGUCCAGCGGUUCCUGUUCACACCCAUGGCCCCUGCACCAGUGUCUGCCCCCGCUGCCCCCUCCACAACAACCUCAUCAGGCAUCCCAGCCACAGCUGCACCAGCUGCUGCCACCAGCACAACUCCAGCACCCAUUCAGCCAGGUCAGACUGUCCUUCCUCAAACUUCAGUCCCGCCCCCUACACCUGUCCCCACCCCCCAAAUAGCACAGGUGACGGCCACCGCACCUCUACAACAGGUCACCACCCUCCCCAUCGCCCAGACCACCGUUACCAAAGUCCAGUCCCAGAUCCAGCUUCCCCCGCAGCUCCUCAGCGUCCCCGGGCUCCAGCAGCAGGUCAUCUCCCACAUCCAGAGUCAGGUAGCGGCCCAGAUUCAGGCUCAGGUCCAGCAGGUCGGGACCACGGCCGGGAUGCCCCAGCAGAUCAAACUGCAGCUGCCCAUUCAGAUCCAGCAGCAGGGCGGAGGGCAAGACCAAGCACACCAGAUCCAGAAUCUGGUGACCAUCCAGACGGCCAGCGUACAGGAGCAGCUCCAGCGCAUCCAGCAGCUCUGCGAACAGCAGCAGCAGCAGAAGAAGAAACAGCAGGAGGCUAAGAGAGAGCAGGCCCAGCAGCACGUCAGCCAGAGUGAUCUGAUACAGAAACAGGUGGCUCAGAAGCAGAAUGUGGCCAUAGAGCAGUUGAAACAGAAGAAAACCAUGACUCCUGCUGAAAGAGAGGAGAACCAGAGGAUGAUUGUCUGUAACCAGGUGAUGAAGUUCAUCCUGGAUAAAAUCGAUAAGGACGAGAGGCAGGCGGCUAAAAAGAGGAAACGAGAGGAGUCGGUGGAGCAAAAGCGCAGCAAGCAGAACGCCAGCAAGCUGUCGGCUCUGCUCUUCAAACACAAAGAGCAGCUCAAGGCUGAUAUCCUGAAGAAAAGAGCUCUGCUUGAUAAAGAACUACAGCUGCAAGUGCAGGAGGAGUUGAAGCGCGAUCUCAUUAAACUGCGGCGGGAGAAGGAGAAAGCUCAGGCUGCGGCUGCACAAGCUGCAGCAGCUGCCGCGGCCGCCAGCGCACACGUGCACAGCGGUCUCUCCUCGUACACGGCCACGGUCACGUCCCCCUCCACGCACAAACGCAAGCGGGAAGAGGAGAGAGACGCUUCCAAGUCCAAGCGCAAAAAGAUGAUCUCCACUACCUCAAAGGACAGCAAGAGGGACAUCAAGUUAUACUGCAUCUGCAAGACGCCCUACGAUGAGUCGAAGUUCUACAUCGGUUGUGACCUCUGCUCUAACUGGUAUCAUGGAGAGUGUGUGGGCAUCACCGAGAAAGAGGCCAAGAAGAUGGAUGACUACAUCUGUUCAGAAUGUAAACGAGCUCAGGAGGGAAGCACAGAGGAGCUCUACUGCAUCUGCAGAACUCCAUACGACGAGUCCCAGUUCUACAUCGGUUGCGAUCGCUGUCAGAACUGGUACCACGGGCGCUGCGUGGGCAUCCUACAGAGCGAAGCCACACAUAUCGACGAGUAUGUGUGCCCGCAGUGCCAGUCUACAGAGGAUGCCAUGACGGUCCUGACGCCGCUCACAGACAAAGACUACGAGGGGCUGAAGCGGAUCCUGCGCUCCUUACAGUCCCAUAAGAUGGCGUGGCCAUUCCUGGAACCAGUGGAUCCAAAUGAUGCUCCAGAUUAUUAUGGGAUCAUCAAGGAACCAAUGGACCUUUCUACAAUGGAGGAGAGGAUCCAGAAGCGCUUUUACAGCAAACUCACAGAGUUCGUAGCAGACGUGACCAAAAUCUUUGACAACUGCCGCUACUACAAUCCCAGCGACUCGCCUUUUUACCAGUGUGCUGAGUUCCUGGAGUCUUUCUUUGUACAGAAACUCAAAGCUUUCAAAGCAAGCAGGUCUCAUAACAACAAACUACAGUCAUCAGCCUCAUAGAAUACAACCACAUGCUGUUCUAAAUAAACUUUGAACAUUUAAUUCAAGAUGGAACUCUAUCCCAGUCAGCCAGCACCGCACAUAGCCACAGCGUUUGGUGGAAUAUCGGACAUAAAAGCUGUGGGUUUGGAUCAAGAAUGGACGGUUUACAUUUUUGGUUGUUAAAGCAGUGAGUUUAGACUGGGAUGCACUCCUAUUGGAUUUCUUUGAGGAUUAAAUACCUACAAAAAAUGUAUUUGUGAGUUUUUAAAACCCUCCGGAAUCAUGUUCGCAUUUUCCAGGACAGCAGGAGUCUAAGUGCACCAGUUGUUUUUUCCCCCCCUUUAUAUGAUUCAGCAUACUACUUCAGAAGUGGAAAGUGGACGCAAUCUGCUAAUUGGUUUUUAAGCAAUGGGGUUGAUCAAGUUACUUAAACUAAAAAGUGUUGCUCUAAAAAGGCAUUGAGGACUGAUGAAAGUACUAGUCAAGAAGGUAUCCUGUUUGUAUAACUUGUCUUUUUUUUCUUUUUGUAUUACAACUGAAGAAAUAUUGAUGUAUAUGAAACAAAUAAAUGGAGGGGACAGGAUUCUCUCUUCUACAUUGA
This is a messenger RNA of Sinocyclocheilus anshuiensis, 9357 nucleotides long. RefSeq names its product nucleosome-remodeling factor subunit BPTF-like. The record is from RefSeq and is a predicted model, not a curated record. Gene Ontology annotation, cellular component: NURF complex. Gene Ontology annotation, biological process: regulation of transcription by RNA polymerase II. Gene Ontology annotation, molecular function: zinc ion binding; RNA polymerase II cis-regulatory region sequence-specific DNA binding. The transcript is spliced from 32 exons. NCBI's taxonomy places the organism in Eukaryota, Metazoa, Chordata, Actinopteri, Cypriniformes, Cyprinidae. The coding region runs from base 267 to 8774 and encodes 2835 amino acids.